UGCAAUCAGCUGAUGAGUGCCCUUUGUUCUAUAUCUACAGAUACUCGGUUUCAGCUUGUUUUGCCUGUGCACCGGUUGCAUCAUUCAACGUAACUGUUGCAUUCGAACUAUACACGGAUAGGUCUACAAAAUAUAUUAUACAAAAGGAUAACGUCUAUCUCGGGAAAUCAGAACCACUUUUGAUGCUGUUAUCAAAGGCUGCUGGAUGAGGGCUACUAUCAAAGUCCUACAUCAUCGCAAGAGCCUUACGUUAAUAUUGCUGAUUAUCAAUAUAUAAUUGAACUAUUAAUAUUAAUUGAGCUACUAUUCUCAAUCAAUCUCCAUACAGCUUGUGAAGGAUCAUAUAAAUUUUGCUAAAGAUCAACCUUUCGGCUUGGAUUGCGUCUGGAUACAAAUUUACGAAACAUAUAUGUGUUCGAAAUGGAAUUUCACCACUGAUCCAGCCUUCCUGAGGGUAUUGGGUAACAGCAAACUGAUAUAAGUAUUGGUUUCACAAUUAUUAAGUUAAUUAAAUAUUUCACAAGCCUUCAUUUUUUAUCUUGAAUCAGUUUAAUAGGUAGGUAGGUUUAAAUGGCCUGAAUCAGUUUAAUAGGUAGCCUACUUCAAGUAUAUGACCACAUUUUCAAGCCCUUUUGUCUCUUGUAUCUUGGAUAAAUCAAUUCAAUAUUCCAAGAAUGGCCACUUUCAGAAGUCCAGGUGAGCUGUCCGAUUGGAGAAUGAUUGACUUGAGCCAUGAUGAGGUCAUGAAGGCUCUGGCGCAACCUCUUCAUAAACCUUCUAUCGACAAAGUCUGUCAUCUGACUUGUAUGGUCAUCACUGAUUAUGAUGAAAACAUCACUGAUUAUGAUGAAAACAUCACUGAUUAUGAUGAAGCUUUGAACGGAUUUUCCAAAGUAAUAAGUACAGUAGAGUUUGCCUCAAUAGCAGACCAAUUGCACAAUACUUAUGGCCCACUACAUGAUGACAAAUACACCGAAUUAAAUCCCCACUCCAAUCAAUUGGAGCCCAUCUCUUCGACAUCAUCAACUACACAUGAAAGAAAACCAGAAAUGAUGUAUGAAAAACUGGAAUUAUCAUCUCCCUCCAAUCAAUUCUUGGAACCCAUCCCUUCGACAUCAUCAACUAAGCAUGUAAAACCCCCAGAAAUGUUGCAUAAAGAACUGGAUUUGAAUCAUGGGGAGGUUUCAAACACUACAGAGAAUUUGAGUUCUGAAAUAGAAUUGCUAGGUAGAUUCAAUGAACACAUUUUCUCGAGCAUUGAUACUACUCAAUAUGAAAAUUUUCGAGACUUUUGUUUGAUGUAUUUAGGAAAAGCUCUCGAAGUGAAACCCCAGAAGUUGACCAAUCUUUCCCUCAGUGGAAAUUCAGUUACAAGCGAAUUGCUCAUUGAAUUUUUAAAAUACUUGCCAAAAUCUGAAAUUUGUUCUCUUGAUUUACCAAAAGUAGUUGAAAAAAUACCUUCUCACUCGAGUGAUAAUUCAGAUGAUGUAGAUUUUUCAGAUGAUGAUGAUGAUGAUGAUGAUGAUGAUUAUUAUUAUUACGAUGACGAUGAUGAUGAUGAUGAUUGUGGAGGUCCUCGAAUACCUUGGUUAAAACAUUUUAUUGCUACUUCUGCUGCUGAAGAAGAAGAUGAUGAUGGUGAUAAUGAUAAUGAUGAUGAUGAUGCUAAUCAUAGUGAUAAUAAUAAUAGAGGGUGUCUUAAUACAAUGUAUAAAUUGUGCUGCGGUUGUAGGAGGAGGAAUACAACUAAUUAUACAUCAUCUGAAAUUGGUCAUAAUAAUGAAACUAAACAUGAUGAGGAAGUUCAUGAAAAUUGGUUACAAUAUCUUGCAACAAUAUUGAAAGACACCAAAAUAAAAUCUCUAAAUUUUAAUAAUAAUGUCAUCAACUUGGAAAUGCUUUCUUGUUCACUGGUUGAUACAGAAAUAUCCUAUCUUGGUUUAAGAUCAUGUGAAAUAAAAGAUAAUGGCUUAAAAUGUUUGGCAAGUGUUUUGAAUGAUACAGAACUCACCUCCAUAGACUUGAGUAACACUGCAUUGGACUGUGAGAGAUUGAAGAUGCUUGUAAACGGUUUGGUAGGGACAACUAUUACAUCUCUGAACCUAAGUUCAAAUAAAAUAGGUGUUGAGGGACUAAAAUAUUUGGGUGGUGUUUUGAAAAACACAGCAAUCACAACCAUUGAUCUCAGUGGAAAUAUGUUGAGUCAUGAAUGCAUAGAAGUAUUUGCACCUUAUCUUGUGGGUUCAAAUAUUACUUCUCUAAAUUUGAGGAGCAAUCAGAUAGGCGAUGAUGGUGUGAAAUGCCUAGCACAUGCUUUGACGAAUAAGGAAACAAAUAUAGAAUCAAUAGAUUUGGGAUCAAAUGAUCUGUUUGAUUUGCAAACAUUGGCAAUUUGUUUGUUGAAUACGAGGAUCACAUCUCUCAGUUUGAGUGGAAAUUAUCGAUUUAUUUCAAAUAGCCCAAAUGCCUUUGAAGAUUUUUGUAAGCAAUUGACGAAUAUCACCUCAAUUGACCUCAGCAAAUGUAAUUUGCGUUGCAAUCAUUUGAAACUGUUGUCAUCAGGCUUAGCUGACUCAAACAAUACGUCACUCAAGUCACUCAAUCUAAGCCAGAAUGGAAUAGAAGUUGAUGGUAUUAGUUCUCUGGUUGAUAUCUUGAAGAAACAUAGAAUUGCUUACCUGGAUAUCAGUAAUAACUUCGGUGAGCAAGUAGGCCUAUGUUCAAAACUAUUAGCAUGUUUAAAUCAAACCAAUGUGGAAUCUCUAAAAUUAGAGGGAAAUAUGAUGGAUUUCAAGAGUUUAGGAGAUGGUUUAGUAGGAUCUAGCCUUACUUCAAUUCAUCUUGGAGACUGCACUCACCGAUUCAGUUCAUAUCAGAAAUGUGCUCAUUCCUUUGCAAGUUUAAAAUUGAAUUCAAACAUCACUUCACUGACUUUAGAUUGCAGUGGUUGUCAUAAAGACACUGAUUUUGAAGAACUGGUUUCUGUUCUUGAAUAUACAUCGAUCACUUCACUCAGCCUGAGAAAGUUUCCUUCACAAUGCAAUAGGUUGACAAAUCUGUUAUUGCACCUGCCUGAUACGAAAAUCACAUCACUCAUUCUCAAUGGAAGCACAAUUUGCGGUAAUAUAUUUUAUUUGGCAUCUGUUCUACAAUUUACUAGCAUCACCUCUCUCGACCUAAGUGAUUGUGCCAUUUUUGAAGGAAAUCAUAUUAGUGAAGUUCAAAACAAGAUUGACUCAAACAAUGACUCACUUAUUCUGAGAAAUAGAGAUUUGUGCUUUUUCAGUGUUUGUUACUUGGCACGUCAACUAUGUCGAACAAAAUUCAAUAAGCUCAACCUAUCUGGUAAUAAAAUGGCAUACAAUGCUUUGAAAUAUCUCUCUCAGGGACUGUUGGGCUCACAAAUUGUUGAACUUGAUUUGAGUUCCACCAGAGUAGAUUGUUGUGGCGUCUACUAUCUAGCUCAAGUGCUUAGACACACUUGGAUAUCAUCACUGAAUCUAUCACACAAUGAAAUUGCCUGUAAGGGUAUCAAGUAUUUGGCAGAUGCUCUUGUCGGCUGUCAAAUGAAAUCACUCGAUUUGAGUCAAAAUCGUAUUAAAGAUGAAGGUAUCCAACAUUUGGCUCAACAUUUUUCAAAUACUGGCAUUUCUGAAAUAAAUUUGCGUAGAAAUGGAAUUGAAAUCCAAACAGCAUAUCAGUUUUUCAACAGUGUGAAACAAAGAAACAUGAAUCAAAUGAGAAAGAAUGUGACAAAGGUUCAUUUUAGCAGAUAUAUGCUUGGCUAUAUGGGUUUGUAUAAAUACUCAGAUUGCAUUGUUGAAAUUUGUAAACCAUUCAACAGAGAUGAUGUUAAUUGUCUAAUUAAGGAUACCUAUGGAAAACUGGGUAUAACAAAAUUGCUUUUGAAGGGCGAAAACUUUGCACAUUAUUUGGGAACAUUAGACAACAUUAGCAUCACAGAAUAUGAACACCGCUUCAGCAGAAGACCUAGGUUUGUCCUUGAUGAUGAUUGUCCAAUAGUUGACAUACCUCCCAUACUUUUGAAUAGCAAUAUUGCUGUACUUAGUCUGAAUUAUUUGAAUUAUCGAAUAAGUCUGAUGGCACAAAAUGAAUCAAUUUUGAAAGUAAAAGUCAUUUCACUAAAAUUGGUAAGAACAGUCGAAGACCAUUACAAAAAACAUUUUUACAGAUCGCCAGAAAAUAACUGCAACAUUGAUAUCCGCUAUUUUAAAGCACUGAUUAGCAGCAAUAUUUUUUACCUGGAUUUGAGUAAUACCUAUACAACCUGUUAUGAUAUUGAGGUAUUGGCCGAAUUUUUGAAGGAUACCAACAUAAUUUCUCUGAAUUUGAGCAAUAAUAGUUUGGAAGCAAGAAGUGUUGAGUUUUUAGCCAACGUUCUUCCCCUAACUCGAAUCAUUUACAUAGAUUUGAACGGAAAUACAAUUAACUAUUCAGGUUAUGAAUAUUUUCUAAAAGCAGCUCCCAAAUCGAGUGUUUGUUGGCUAUCACUUGCAAACAAUAAUAUUGAAGGAGGAUUGCAAGAAAACAUAGAAUUAUCACCUUUCAUCGUGCCACGAGCCGAUACACCAAUCGAGUUCCAAAUACGCUAUUUGUUCAUAGAGUUGGUCUCACUGAAUUCAACCGGUGAACAAUUUGAAUUCAUUGUUCCCCGCGAUGAAUCAGUCAUGACCAUCAGUCACUAUCCACAUCUACUCAAACAUCUGCCACACUACAAAAUCCACAUCUAUGACUAUUUCUACAUGCUGACCAUGAGACACGACAUUCACAUGCUAAAUAAAGUGAACUCUUUUGUAGAAGAUAUGAAACACAAAUUCAACACGUUCAUUGAAAGCAAAAUGAUGCAAUUGGGAGAGAGAUUCGGCUACGACUGUUUUGUGAUUCUUGUAAGAGAAUGCGAUCGUUUAGACUUGUCAGAGUUUGUUGAUUUGCUAUUGCUGCAUAGAUCACUGUAUUAUGUGGAUGAUGAACAGAACUUCUUGCAUCCGUACAUCUACAAAAUGUUGCAUGAAUAUAAGUUGCCAUUGUACAAUGCAGACAUCGAACCAAAUAAGAGACAGCAGAUAAUAUUUUACUUUGAGCAGCACUCAGGUUUUGAUUGUGCUCGUGAGAUUAUUAAUUUGCUUAGUGAAUUACAAGUAUAAAAAGAAUUUCUUUCUCUCUUUUUUAUUGAUCAUGGCUGUAUUUAAAUUUUACAUAACUUUGUCAUAACUGACAUGCCUGACAUCUAUAGUUUUUUAACGGUAUAGAUUAGUAUUAAUAUUUUUCAAAUCAAUUAUAUAGUAAUAAUAUUAUAAGAGGUAAAUUGAUGUCAUUAUUUAUUAUACAAUCAGUAAGGCUUUGUAUUGUCAAUUUGAAUAAAGUGGUAUUAAUAAUAUUAUUUUAUUUGAAUGAAUAAUUAUGAAGUAUUAUUAUUAAACAAAAAUCAAAAUUAAAUGGUGUAAAUCACCUGAUUAAUUCUCCUUCCUAUAACUUCUAAGAGCACCUGAAAAUGUUGAUGUUAAUCUUUGUAAAAUUGGAAUUUAAUAAAAAAAAAACAAACAAUCUACCAAUUUUUGAUUUGAAAUACACCAUGUUUGGUUUUUCGUAUGGUGUAUAUCUUACAGUACCUCUAUUAUACGCUCAUAUGGCCCGCCGCAAAGUAGACCCACGCUAAUCCACGAAAAGCAACCCACGCCGUGGGAUGUUUUGUAAACCAUUGAUAUAGACGAAUUAUUCAUAAUCAAUCAGCUGACAAGUGCAUUAUUCAUUGCAUGUAUUACACAGAUGAUGUCUGGAGAAGCUUAGCAAAACCACAGAGAACUAUAACUCCUCCUACUUUGUGGCAAAACAUCCCACGGCGUGGUUUGCUUUCCAUGGGUCUACUUUGUGGUGGGCCUAUAGUUGGGCCUAGUCAACUAUGACCAUCCUAUAACUGAAGACGCGAUCGAUCUAUCCAGGAAUGCCUCGUCAUAAUAAUUUAAAGUAGUCUACAGCACUGAUUUCAUCAUAAAAAAUGAUAUAGAUAGUCAAUUUCGAAUAAAAUAACAAACCACGCCGUUACUUGAGAUGAGUAACAACUCAAGAGAAUUGGUGCAACAACAGAAACUAGUCUCUCAAAAUGUUUUUAUAAAAGUUUGGUUUGGAAAAUGUAAUGUUGGCUCUAUUUCUAAACUCAUUUUGUUUCUUUUAAAAAGUCAAAAGUAAAUCAGUUUUUGCUUUUAUUUUUAUACAAUUUAAAAGCAUACAAAAUAUAUUUUUAGGGAAAAUGGUAUUAUUUCCAUUCAAUGAAGACUAGUGCAGUGGUCUCUUUGAUGACGCCAAAAAUAUAGGCCUAUAAUAUAUUCAUGAUUAUUAAACAAGAAUCCAAAAUCUACAUCGUGACCCACUUGGUCUGUUUUCAGUAGGUGACCUGAGAAUAGAAUAGAAUACAUUAACCAUGUUUACAAAAUUUCAGUGGGAAGAUUCUGAUGAUAAUAGUAUGGAAUUUUUUAUCAGCAUGGUUUGCCAAGACAUUCUAAAAUGUCUUUUAAACUCACUCAUAUUAUAAAGUGAUAUUAUAUUUUCAAAAGGUCACAAGUUGUGAGGUCUCGUAUUAUUAUUACGUUUCUGUUGGAAUAAUUCAUUGAACACCCUUAAAGGAUUUCCCAAUUCCUCCACAACAACCGCAGCAACUGGCCCUACAAUGUUUGGUGCAUCAUAAUAAUUAUUGUUAUUCUGUUCCUUAUCCAAUUCUCCUAGAAUAAACUCAUUUAUUACAGCAUAAGCCAUGAUUGUUUUGCAAAACAUAACCUACGUUUAGUGUCACACCAGUGUGUGUGUGUGUGUGUUUUAUUCAAAUAUUCGCGCCAUCCGAAUACUCAAAAGUACGCGCCAAACAGCAUCGACCGGUCGAUGUCUGGUUGUCGUUCCAUGGGAUAACCACUGAACUCUAUACUAACUGGAAUGGACUAGCAACACAAAGAAAGUGAGGCAGCUGGUAAAGAUAGGCAACUCGCAUUGCUGUGGGAUUCGUCAU
This is a messenger RNA of Nilaparvata lugens (brown planthopper), 7018 nucleotides long. RefSeq lists its product as uncharacterized. NCBI's taxonomy places the organism in Eukaryota, Metazoa, Arthropoda, Insecta, Hemiptera, Delphacidae. The record is from RefSeq and is a predicted model, not a curated record. The transcript has 4 exons. Bases 675 to 5165 code for a protein of 1496 amino acids. Gene Ontology annotation, molecular function: protein binding.